AUGUUUCAGUUUGCUAAGUUUGAAAAGUCCAAAGAGCGUAGACUAGCCACGGAGCUUGGAUACGGUUUCCCGAUCGGAGAUCCAUGGAUCACAUACGGUAUCUCCCCAUGGACUUUCGCCUCUGAAAGCGUCCUUCCUUCUCAAUGCCUGGGGAUCCAUCCAAUGCAUUCUUUUCGAUCUUGUACCCACGGAGCGCUUGAUUAUCCCACUCAUUCUUCUGGUUUUCAUGAUUCUAUUUGUUUCCAAGUAAUGCAUAUCCCUAUGGUCUCCCCUAAGAUUCCUAAAGGAAAAUGGAUCAAAUGGGCUCCUCCUCCUUUUGGUAUUUUGAAGUUGAACAUAGAUGGAUCUUCAAGGAAUGGCAUGGCAGCAGGUGGUGGCAUUAUUAGGGACUAUAAGGGCUCCGCUUUGGUUGCUUUUUCUACCUUUUAUGGCCUAGGUACCAAGACAUUUGUAGAAGCCAGAGCUCCCCUUUUUGGUCUGAUGCUUUGUUACAGAUUAGGCUACUCCAAAGUAGCAGUGGAGAGUGAGAAAAAAUCAUUUUUGAUAGCAUCUGUGGAGGUGCAGUCCCUUGGACAGUCCCUUAUAUGA
Lactuca virosa is the source of this 588-nucleotide messenger RNA. The record is from the annotation of a GenBank genome assembly. Lineage: Eukaryota; Viridiplantae; Streptophyta; Magnoliopsida; Asterales; Asteraceae.